AUGACGGAGGGAGGGGUGGGCUACGUUGGCUUGUGUGUGUGUGGACUGGGCGGUGGCGCCGAGUCUGGCACGUCCUGCGUGUACACAUCAAGCCACCGGUCGAGGACGAAACGCCAAUUUCUCUGCCUCGAAGCGAAGAUCUCCCUGGGUGGGCUUGUGGGCUGGCUGCAGAACCCCUCGCCAAAUCCGAUCUCAAAGCUUGUCGUCAUCACCCACCAAUCUCGAGAUGCUGCCGCCGUGUACUGCUCAAGUGUAAUGGAGAGAGCCCAACCGAGGCGGAAAAGGCCUCUGCUCGCACCUACACUCCCUCUCUGCGAGUGGGCUCCUGCUGACCAUGAAAUGAUGACGGAUUGCCGACGUUCAGGUAGACUUCGCGACCAGGUUCAAAGGAAGUGCUGGAAAGAGGGCUGCAUAUGUAUCGCCGGAUUCACUGCUAAAAUGCUGGAAGAGUGCUGUACUCCGAACUCUAUCCCUCACGAGCAGACGGCUAGACCGCCGGGCGCGUCACAAGUCGUCCCUACCAUCAUCAAUACAUGUACACAUGCCUUAUGCGUCGUGAAACCGCAUAUGCAUCACCGCGUCAAGCCCAUUAUCCCGAUGCUCACGGCGUUGGACGAGUAG
This is a messenger RNA of Dissoconium aciculare CBS 342.82, 621 nucleotides long. RefSeq lists its product as uncharacterized. The coding region runs from base 1 to 621 and encodes 206 amino acids. Lineage: Eukaryota; Fungi; Ascomycota; Dothideomycetes; Mycosphaerellales; Dissoconiaceae. The record is from RefSeq and is a predicted model, not a curated record. The transcript is spliced from 3 exons.